This is a messenger RNA of Ixodes scapularis (black-legged tick), 1362 nucleotides long. RefSeq names its product galactose-3-O-sulfotransferase 4. Gene Ontology annotation, cellular component: membrane. Bases 29 to 1285 code for a protein of 418 amino acids. The transcript has 4 exons. Lineage: Eukaryota; Metazoa; Arthropoda; Arachnida; Ixodida; Ixodidae. Gene Ontology annotation, molecular function: galactosylceramide sulfotransferase activity. Gene Ontology annotation, biological process: glycolipid biosynthetic process. The record is from RefSeq and is a predicted model, not a curated record.
CUUGAAGAGGGUGUACAGGAAGUACGGUAUGAUGAAAUUGCUGAUGUACCUCCUGGUAGUCUCGGUGACAUUCACCAUCUGCCGAAAGAUUGGCAUCCAAACCGGCUGCAAGGGAGUCAACAACGUGGCCUUUAUCAAGACGCACAAAUGUGCCAGUUCAUCGGUGCAGAACAUUUUGUUCCGUUACGGUUACACCAGAAACCUCAAUUUCGCCAUAGGCAAUAAGGACGUGUACCUCGGUCACCCGGAGCCGUUCAACAGGAACAUGGUACCCAGUCUGGGCAUGUAUGGCCAGCGGUACCAUAUGCUGGCGCACCACAGUCGGUACUCGGUUCGCGAAGAAUACGCCAGCGUUAUCAAUAGCAACGUCUUUCUCUUCACGAUCGUGAGAGAACCGAUGGCCAUAUUCGAGUCCCUGGCAGCCCACCUGAAGUUCAAAGAUAUCCACAUCGACGAUUUUGCGAACACCACUCGAAAAGGCCACUUCACUUCCUACCUCUCCGGUAAACGCACCGAGUAUGGGCGUAUCGGAGUCAACCAGAUGGCGUUCGACCUCGGUCUUACACAGGGUGACCUCAACGAUUCGCGACAGAUUGUCCAUUUCAUCCGCCGGAUCGACGCCGCGAUGAACUUCGUCCUCGUGGCCGAGCGCAUGGACGAGUCGCUGAUCUUGCUGAAGAACGCGCUCUGCUGGGACCUCAGUGACGUGAUCGGCUUCCAGCAGAACGUCCGCGUUCCACAGCCCCUGCCCAGUCGGAUUCCGCACGUGGUCCAGAAGGCCAUCCUCACGGUUAACUUCGUCGACGUGGCGUUGUACAGUUUCUUCAGGUCCAAACUAGACGACGCCAUCGCCGCCUACGGAGUCGAGCGGAUGCAGAACGAAGUGGCCGAACUGCGACGGCGCCGGAUGGAGUUGUACGGCGACUGCGUCGAGACCGAGGAGCCCGCGGACAAGGUCUUUCCGGCCGAGUUCGUCUACAGGAAAGACGUUGUCGGCUACCGCCUCAAGAACGGCACCGCCAAAGACCACGGGCUCUGCAGAUUGCUCCUGGCCAACGAACUCCAGUUCACCAGCAUGAUUCGACAGCGCCAGAUGGUGGACAUCUCGGCCUUCUACUUCGUCAGCUGGGGCACCGGCGGGACGUCCGCACCGUCUGCGUGGGCGGGCCGUGGCGGUCUAGCGGUGGUUGCACUCCUCGUUUGCCUCGUCUGGGAAACGAAUGGGCAAAGUUGGUUUAGGACUGCGGGUUUUGUGGUAUUCUCUUUGACGUGUUCUUUCUUUUAGCUACGUCCCAGUGCGUCGCGACAUUGUUUAUUUAUUGUUUUAUAGAUAUAAUAAACUACAAUAUGAUGUGCCAAAUU